Messenger RNA from Drosophila elegans, 4800 nucleotides. RefSeq names its product EH domain-binding protein 1 (gene Ehbp1). The transcript has 14 exons. Bases 382 to 3984 code for a protein of 1200 amino acids. Gene Ontology annotation, molecular function: protein binding. The record is from RefSeq and is a predicted model, not a curated record. Lineage: Eukaryota; Metazoa; Arthropoda; Insecta; Diptera; Drosophilidae.
CGAAGUUUACCCACCUCUAGUCGGAUCGGGUCGAAGUGUAAAGCGAAGAAAAUCGGUGUGAAUUAAAUUAUUCGCUGUAAUGUGAUAAAAAAUAAGUCGAACGGUUGCGAGUGCUCGUGACAAUCGCGCAAAUGUACGGCAGUGUCCCAAAACUGAAAGACCUUGAACCGAAAUUGGAGACCAAAACAAAAGUGACGUCAUAAUGGUGCUAUUUAUGUAUUUGUAUAUCGCCUGCGCCAAAAGUGAACUGAUAAACAUGACACAAUAAAUUAGGAGAACCAAUCAACGACGAUCGAAAAAACGGUCUAAUUUUUAUACAAACCUCAACACCCCCCGAAGAUAUUCAAAUUAAAGAAUCCCUGACGAUCUGCACCCGCUAAAAUGGCCAGCGUCUGGAAGAGAUUGCAGCGCAACUUCAAGCGCGCUGCCAAAUUCCAGUUCACUGCGUCGUACCACGAUCUGCAUCUGGAAACCACCGCCAAGUGGCGUCCAUCGAACCUCUCGGUCGUUUGGACCAGGAGAUCUAGGCGAGUGACCAGUGCUCCGUUGCCAUGGGAGCCGGACAUGAUGAACCCCCUGGUGGGCAAUAUUUCCUGGCCAGUGCCCGACAAUCACACCAUAUCGGUCACCCUGUUCAAGGAUCCCCGGACGCACGAGCUGGAGGACAAGGACUGGACGUUCGUCAUCGAAGAUGUUACCCCAAUGGGUAAGAAACGUGUGCUGGCCAAUGCCAGCAUCAAUAUGAGGAAGUAUGCCAGCAUUGAAUCCACUCAGCAGAGCUUUACAUUGAGUUUAAAGCCAGUCUCGAAGAAGAUUACUGCAGCCAGUUUGGAACUCACGAUUAGCUGUGUGUUUUUAAGGGAGGGAAAGGCCACGGAUGAGGACAUGCAGAGCGUGGUCUCCAUGAUGUCCGUUAACAACAAUGAUGUGGCCCCAUUGGACGACCUGGAGGACAUACCCGAUCUGGACAAUUUUAGUGAAAUUACAGACAAUUUAUAUGACUUUACCCAGCAACUGGAGCAGAUGACAACUAGCCUGAAUGGCUGCAUUGAUGUGGCCACACCUCAAAGUGUACCUUCGUUAUCUGAAGAUCCAACUCCGUUGGCCGAGUCAUUUAAUCAAUUGCAUUUUGAACUAGACGCCGACGGCGAGCGAGAAGCUGCAAACAAGCUAGACUUGCCCACAGCUGCAUCCGGUGGUUCUAGUGGCGCCAGUGGUGCCAGUGGUGCUGAUGAACUCCUAAAAACUCCCAAUGGACUGCAGCCCUUGGUGGACAGUACGCCGGUUAAGUCGCCAGCAGAAAUAAAGCAGACGAAACAGACACCUGUGGAGCCGUUGAGAUCGAAAACCAGCGAGGUCUUUGCCAAAAUGGUAACCUCCACGCCACUUGAACCCAAGCUAAACAAGGAGGAUCUGAAGCCAAAAAAGAAAAGGGCUCUUUUUUUCACCGAGAAGGCGGAUGAUGAUAAUGUUAGGGUGGAAAGUAGUCUCAAGGAGGAUACCACCAAGAGUUUGGCCAGCAACAAUAGCACUUCGAAGGAAAAGCCCAAGGAGGAGAGUCGUUCCAAUAAGGAAACGCCCUCAUCUGUGGUGGUGACUCCUUCGAUUGCCAAGCGCCCCGAGCUGCAGCCCCUGAACCUAAAGAAGAGCUACGAACCCUCACCCACACCUGCACCUGCAGCCGCACCCGCAUCUGUGAUAAACGAAUCGAUAGGAUCACAGUCGGUGGGUUUCAGUACCUCUGGAUCGAUGAACAACAGCCUGAAGCCCGUGGAGAAGAUCGUGUUGAAGGAGAACACACCCGGCCAGGAUCUGCUGGAGUGGUGCAAGGAAGUUACCAAAGACUACCCCAAUGUUAAGGUCACCAAUCUGACGACCAGCUGGCGCAAUGGCAUGGCCUUCUGCGCUAUAAUUCACCACUUUGUGCCGGAGCUCAUUGACAUGUCUAAAUUAAGUGCCCAUGAAGUAGUUGGCAACUGUCGCAUUGCCUUUGAUGCAGCCGAAUCGUUGGGAAUACCAAGAGUGAUUGAACCGAGGGACAUGAAUCUGCUGACAGUACCAGACAAGUUGGCCGUGAUGACUUAUUUGCACCAGUUGAGAGCUCAUUUCACUGGCAAGCAGCUGAAGAUCGAGCAAAUUGGCUCGACGGCAGAUGAAUCGAGUUAUGUGAUUGGAAACUACAUGUCGGACAACAUGUCACAGAAUCGCAUCAAUUUCUCGCACCCCAAGACGCUGUUGCUGCACCAGAACUCCUUCGACGAGGAGACUUAUGGGCAUGGGCAGAACAAAGCAGAGCAAUUGUCGCCCACAAGCAAAAAGGAUGUGAAGAACCUGAUUCUGUACAACUCGAAGAACAUACUGGACAAGGUGCUGUCGCCCACCAAGGACAAGAACUCGAUUAAUGCUUCGCAGCACGCCAACCAGUCGUCGCCGCCGCCGCCGCCGCAGGAGGAGACCGUGGACGAAGGUGCUCAACCGGGUGGCAAGGAAAACAGCUCUCUAACCGUCAUUGCCAAUCCGGCGACCAGUCGAAUUUUAACGCGCCACAAGCUGAUGAGCGAAAAAGCCAAGCUGAUGAUAGAAAAGCUUAAGCUUCACAAUACCAGCGACGCAAAUGACGAGGAGCGGCAGCAGCGGCUGCUGGAACAGGCUCGCCGCCUCAUCCUGGAGACCCGCGUGAAGAGCGGCGGCUCCAUUGAGAGUCCCACCAGCCCAACCAGACCCAAACUAGAGCGCACCAUCUCGCCGAUCCACAAUGGAGCCGAGGAGUUUUACGCGGAGCACGCCAAGGAGUCGGUCAGUCCUAGUCAUAGGUUAAGUGAUCCAAAGGGCCUGGGACUAAAUGGAAGCUCCCUGCAGUCGUUCAACGCGAUUGUGGACCGCAUCUCACCAAAGCAGGAGAAGAGGGGCGACAAGCUGUCCUACAUUGAGUCCGAGCUGGAGGCCCUCGAGCGGGAACAGGAGGCCAUUGACCAGAAGGCCAGCAGCCUGGAGGCCAAGCUGCGCGCCGUCAUGGGCGGCAAUCCAAGUAAUAAUCGAAGGGGUGGCGCCAGAAAUGGCAAUUCCUUCCUUAGGCUAAUCCGAAAUAGUAUUGGUGGUGGUGAUGUGAUACGUAUUAAGCUGCUCCACUCGGACGACGAGAGUCUGUUCGGUGGAGGUGGUGGUGGUGGAAGUGGAGGUGCUGGUAGUGGAGGCGGUGGCAGCGAGGACGAUGACCGGGAUACGUCCAGCGAUGAUAGCGAUGCCUGCAACUCCGGCGACGAGUUGCACACGCGGCUGCGACCCCGACCCCGCUCCCAGUCGUGUUUUGUUAAUGUGAACAAGGGCCAUCCAUCGACCAUGAAUACCACACCCUCUCAUCUGCGCCCGCAUCAUGUGCAUCACGUUGUGCCCUACACCCAGCUACACAUGCUAGACAGCUCCCCGUCGGCGCUCUCCUCGCAGCAGUCCUCCUGCGACAACCUGCCCGCGUGCAGCGACGAUGACGAGCUGCUUGCCCUGGCGGCCACCACCGGCCGAGCGGCCUCUAUGCGGCGGCAGCAGGAUCGCCAUCACAGGCGACGCCGUCAGCGGCGGGAGCGGAGCUCCCAUUUAUGUCACACCCCCAAUCAUUGUGAGACCGAGGAAACGGAGGAGCAACUGCUAUCGCAAUGGUUCACGCUGGUCAACAAGAAAAACGCGCUUCUCCGGCGACAAAUGCAACUGAACAUACUCGAGCAAGAGAAAGAUCUGGAGCGAAAGUAUACAAUGCUCAAUCAGGAGCUGCGGGCGGCGCAAUCUGUGGAGGAUUGGCGGAAGACGGAGGUGCAACGGGAAAAGGAGCGGCUGCUGCUCGAGGAGCUGAUGACGAUUGUCGACAAGCGAGACCAGUUGGUUCAGCAUCUGCACAACCAGGAGAUAGCGAUCGAAGAUGACCAGGAGAUUGCGAGAAAACUGGAGCAUGUGGACAUAAGCGGUGAAAAAGACAAAUGUGUUCUUCAAUAGAAAACGAAAUUAACCAAACAUGACUGGAGAUUAUACUUACACAAACUCAAUCUUAUCUAUGUAACUAGCUAGAUAACAACUAUGUUCAGUGACACGCAAUAAGGUCGCGUGGUUUUUGUGGUUUGGUGUCGCUUCUUAUGCAAUCGUUUUAUCCAACGACAACAACAGCAACAAAUAUUUGGACCACUUGGCAUGGUUAUAAACAAACAAAAAAUGGUAUACUGUGAAACAAAACAAAUUGCUUUUGUAUUUAGGCAAGGCAAUGCAAAGAGAAUGAAGAAAACGUCCGUUAGUAAACUAAGCAACAAAAAUCGAGAGCACACACUUCGAAAGGGACAAUUUUUACACCUAUUUAUGAUAAUCAGAUAUGGGAACUCAUUUAAAUUGUAUUAUGUUAACUUCGUUUAACGUUUUGUUGUUGUGCCAUCUGAACCACACCUAAAGUAUAUCCUGAACGCAAGAAAAUAUGUGAAUUAAGGAAUUGAGGAGGCAAUUUUACAUUAGUUUAUACACUAGCAUUUAUCCCACAUAAACUAGAAACGCUUCAUCCAAAAAUACACAUAUAAACAUAUAAAUAUUUAUAAAUUACCUUACUAUCUUACCAUACUUAAUUUAGUUCCGUACUUUUGCUCUAAGUUAAGCAAAGAGCUUUAAUCAUUAUUUAAAGGUGGCUUAUAUACUUAUAUAAUACCAAUUUUAAUUUUACUUUGCCCCGGCGAAUGUAUAAAGAAAUGUUCAACCCAAGGAACCUAGCUAAUAAAGAAUGAACAAUGCUGAGUCAUCAGCAUCGAAUAAACCCAAAAACAAUUCUGCAAA